Molecule: messenger RNA, 960 nt
Organism: Enterobius vermicularis (human pinworm)
Lineage: Eukaryota; Metazoa; Nematoda; Chromadorea; Rhabditida; Oxyuridae
Source: the annotation of a GenBank genome assembly
AUGGAUACGAAGUGUAUGGUAUCCGUGAAUCACACAAUGGAUUUUACGCUAUUCAAGUUGGAAAAAAUUGGAGAACAGCAUUACAGAAGUGUUGAGGAAAAAGUGGUGUUACCGAGUUGGUCAAGUAAUGGUAUAGCAAUUGCACAGGCCAUGACUGUUGCGGCUUUUCACAAGCCACAACAGAUGAGUAUUAGCAGCUCUCAUAUAUAUUUCAUGAAAUGUGGUAGUAGCACGUCGUCUCUGAACUUUCAAGUAAAAAUUCUGCAAGAGAAUGAAGACACCUGCAUCACAGAGGUCGAUGCUAUACAAGGCUCCGACUUGACGAUGAAAGCUCAAUUCUGUUUCUAUAAGGAAAGCUGUGAGGCUAUAGCCUCACAGUGUCACAUGCCAGUCACCGCCGCUCCUCAGUACUGCCUGUCACUUUCUGAUGCUCUAAACAAUCUGAUGCAAGAAUGGGAAGAAAACACGGGCAGUAUAUCUGAAGCUAUGCAAAGUUAUACUGAAAGUAUUAAAGGAAAUCCUAUCAACCGAAUAUUCGAUAUUCGAGUCGUUGACGGAGAAUCGUUCACUGCUGCAGCAAUGAAAGGUUUUUUCACAAAACUCUGGGCCAAAGCAAAUGUUGACGACGUAAAAACAGUGGAGAAAAAUACAGUUUUUGCCACUCAUUUUGUAGAAGCAACAUUGGUCCCCUCGAUGCUGCGAUACCACAUGAGUCGUGGCUUCUCCCCCGCUCAGAUCAUCCCAGUUGACUUCUGCUGUUGGUUUCACAACCAUGAUUUCACGGUCAACGACUGGUUGCUGUGCGAAAAUCACUUUUCCAUUGCCAAAAAUGGUCGGGCAUUUAUUGAGCACCAUUUGUGGACAAUUAAGGGCGAUUUAGUGGUUACAGCAAGUUCGGAAGCAAUUGUUAAGGGGAAAUUUGUAAUACCGAAGAAUGCCAGAACAGAAAUUCACGAUUAG